AUGAAUGAGAUGUCUUCGUGGAUCAAAACACUGAACCUGCUGCUUUUUCUGUCGAUUUUAUAUGGAGAAGCAGCACAUCUUAGGAUUGGUGUUCCAGAAAACUAUGAUGGUAUUUUCCCUUGGUACCUCACCAAGCUUCCUGAUCUUCCUUUAAACUAUGCUGAUUUGAUGGUGACUGGUGAUGAUGAGGGGAUUUUUGGUGUAGAGUCAGGCUUCUUGUAUGCCCUAAAACCACUGGACCGAGAGAAAAAGCCAUCAUACUCCUUGCAAGUGUCCUUCAUGGCAUCCAUGCACCAGCAGAGCUUUAGUGUAGAGGUGUCCGUCAUCGACAAGAAUGACAACGUGCCCAUGUUCCUGCAAGAGAGCAUGCGAGGCACUGUUCAACUUGGCCUGCUGAAAGGGAUCCCGUUCAUGCAAGUGGGGGCUUUAGACCGUGACGACCGAAACACACCCCAUGCUGAUCUGCGUUUUCGCCUCCUAGACCAGAUGCCUCGCAUCCCGGCCAGUCACAUGUUCCACAUAGAUGCCACUAGUGGGGAGGUGUUUCUCACAGAGGAUGGUGCCUCUGCUCUGGACCCUGAAAUGUGUGGCCGCUAUAAACUUUCAGUUAUGGUCCAAGACAUGGGUGGGAAGGCCAACGCUUUCUUCUCCACAGGCACUGUGUUGGUGGAAGUCACAGGGAACACAUGGGCUUCACCCGACCCUGUCCGAUUGCAGGAGAACCUACCAGGCCCAUACCCUAUCCCCAUUUCUCAGGUUAAAUGGAGUGGCAGUUUGGUACAGUACAGCCUGGAGGGAGAGUUUCCAGAGAUGCUUUUCACCAUCAGUAGAGAAGGAGUCAUUUACCUGAAUGCCCCUCUGGACCGAGAAACCCAAGAUCAGUUUCUGAUCAGCAUAGUAGCAGAGAGGCCAGAUGGCAAAAGGAUUGCAAAACCCAUAGAGUUGAGGGUCAUGGUGGGAGACGCCAAUGACAACAGACCAACCUUCCCACAGAUGCAGUACCACACGGUUGUCAAGGAACUCACACAGAAAGGAACUGAAAUUCUCACAGUCCAGGCUGCUGAUAAUGAUGACCCCAAAACGGAUAACGUGCGGAUAUUUUACAGAUUGGCAGGGCAGGUGCCAGAAAGCCCACGCCAACUUUUCCGUGUGGACCGAGAUUCCGGGGUGAUCACAGUGCAGGCUGACAGCAUGGAGGGCACAGCAGCACAAUACACACUCACAAUCAUUGCUGAGGAUGCUAAAGGGCUGAACAGCUCCUGCACAGUGAUAGUUAAAGUUCUGGAUGAGAACAACAACCCACCUGUCUUCUCUCAGCAUGAGUAUGGCCCGUUUCACUUGGCGGAGGAUACCCCAGUGGGUGCCACCGUGACGUCAGUGACCGCGUGGGAUGCUGAUGAAUGGGGUGGAGACAGCUGGCUGGUCGACUAUCGACUAGAGUCAGGGAACGAGGAUGAGGUCUUCACUUUGGUGACAGAUAAGCAGACUAACGAGGUCUCUCUUGUCCUUGCUAAGGUGCUGGAUUUUGAGCGGGAGAGUGAGUACAUUCUGGCUCUGAGUGCUCAAAACCCUGUGGCUCUGGUGAGGGGGAGGUAUGGCCCUGCAUCCACCGCCACCGUCUCCAUCUUCAUUGAUGACAUCAAUGAGGGCCCAGUUCUGUCACAGAGUCACUACGAGGUCACUGUUAGAGAAGGCGAGGAGCCAGGACGGGUCAUAGCUACAAUUAGGGCUUAUGACCCCGACUCCCAUCCAAUCAGGUACUCACUGAGAGGGGACACAAAGAAAUAUUUCUCAAUUGGGAAGUACUCAGGAGAGUUGAAAACAGUGCAGGCUUUGGAUAGAGAGGAGAACAGUACCUACACUAUGGAAGUGGUGGCUGAGGAUGGACGUAACUCAUCUCUGUCCGCCUCUACACGAGUGACAGUGCAUAUUCUGGAUGUGAAUGAUAACAGCCCUGUUCUGGUGGGCAAUUACUCAUGGAAGUACCUUUGCACUCCACGCUGGGAGGAUCAGGCCUUGGUCCUGGCGUCUCGGGACAGUGAUGGACCGCAGCAUGGUGGCCGCCUCAAUUUCUCUCUCAGCAGUGAGCCCACAGUGCGACGCAACUGGAAACUCACUCCCAUCAAUGACACUCACACCAACCUGUCUCUGAAUAUCGACUAUCUGACCCCUGAUGUUUAUACGGUGCCCUUCACCAUCUCAGAUAGCAGCUCUCCUCCCAGAAGCACCUUCAUUAACUUGCCUGUAACUGUAUGCACAUGUAACGUAAGAGGGAACUGCCGCACUGCAGCAAAGCAACUUGCAGGGAUGCCCACUAUCCAGUCCACAUUGGGUGUCCUGCUCGGAACUCUGGGAGCUAUAGGGAUCAUACUGAUAGUAAUUUUUGUGCGACUGUCCUACCAGAAAUCUCCACCGGCUGGAAAAGCCAAUCAGGAGACAGUGCCUCUCCGCGUCUCACUGUAA
This is a messenger RNA of Neoarius graeffei (lesser salmon catfish), 2463 nucleotides long. RefSeq names its product cadherin 16, KSP-cadherin (gene cdh16). The record is from RefSeq and is a predicted model, not a curated record. Bases 1 to 2463 code for a protein of 820 amino acids. Gene Ontology annotation, molecular function: cadherin binding; calcium ion binding. Gene Ontology annotation, biological process: homophilic cell-cell adhesion; cell-cell junction assembly; calcium-dependent cell-cell adhesion. Gene Ontology annotation, cellular component: catenin complex; adherens junction; plasma membrane. The transcript is spliced from 17 exons. NCBI's taxonomy places the organism in Eukaryota, Metazoa, Chordata, Actinopteri, Siluriformes, Ariidae.